AUGGCGGGCCACGCCAACCACGAUGCAGGCGACGACAACACGACCAAGGCCCACGCAAACGGCAGCACCGGCGCCGGCGCCAACCGCGAUGAUCGCGCCGAGGCCCCGCAGCGCAAGCCCGCCUGGCGCACCCUGCUCCCGGACUGGGCCGUCGACAACCUCACCCAGCCCCGCAGCUGGCGCAUCUGGUUCCGCUGCUGGCUCUCGGCCUGGGCCGGCUUCGUCCUCAUGAUCCCGCAGUCGUCGCUCCGCGUCCUCGGGCAGGCCGCCUUCUUUGCCAGCAUGAUCUCGUUCAUGGCGCCCCCAAACAUGCCCCUCGUCAUCUCCCUCAUGCUCUACGCCAUCAUCGGCCUCGGCGCCUGCUUCGGCUGGGCCUGGGGCGUCGCCGCCAUGGCCGCCGCCAACGCCGCACGCGACCAGACCGUCAACCAGCAGCGCCUCGUCGUCGCGCAGCAGGGCAUCGCCGGCACCACCAACCCAGAGGCCCAGUUCCAGGCCGUCAUCUUUAGCGGCCGCUUCCUCGACACAAAGUCCUCGGCCGUCCACGGCGUCUUUCUCAUGCUCCUCGCCUACCUCUGCGGCGUCGUACAGGUCAAGCUGCCCAAGCUCAAGAUGGGCGUCAUCUUCACCCUCAUCAUCGCAGACAUCUUUGGCAGCUACGGGCCCCUCUUCCCCUUCCCGCGCUACACGCUCGGCACCCUCUUCAUGAUCCCGCUCGGCUGCGGCGUCGCCAUCGCCCUCGCCACCCAGCUCCUCGUGUUUCCCGAGACGCUCAACUACGCCUGGCAGCUCCAGCUGCUCAAGCUCAUCGGCCUCAACGCAAAGCUCCUCGAGCAGCACCAGUCGGCCCUCGACCGCUGCGCCGGCGUCCUCGACGCCAGCCUCGACGCCUCGGCUCAGGCAUCGGCCGCCGACGUCGAAGCCUUCCAGCGCCUCGCCAAGCAGGGCGAGGACGAAAUCGCGUCCAUCGCCCGCAGCCACGAGGGCGCCGUCAGGCCCAUGCAGCUCGGCACCGUGCAGCUCGCCGGCGCCCUCGCCGACCAGGCGCCUAUGCUCGAGCUCGAGGCCUCCUACAGCCGCCUCUCGGGCAAGGACCUCCGCACUUUUGUCUUGCCCAUCCGCAAGCUCUCGGUCCGCCUGCUCAGCCUCAACGCCUUCUGGAAGCACCUCUGCGACGAGAGCGGCAUCCACGCCGCCGACCAGUACCGCACCGACCAGUACGACGACGACGGCGCCGCCGCCCACCAGUGGCACCGUUCCGACUUCGACGAAAAGCGCCACCUCCGCCCCGCCCGCGUCCACGAGUCGCAGACGAUGCGCCGCCUCCGCCACCGCGUCCUCAAGGCCGAGGCCGAGCAGCACGUCAGCCUCGUCUCGCUCGUCCGCAUUCUCGCCUCGGUCACCGCCGCACCCGUCGCCGCCAACCGCCGCGCACUGGCGUCGGUCCUCACCUACUUUAGCACCGUCGCAAACUGGAAAAAGUCGCCCACGUUCGAGGCGCUCAUCGAGGAGCUGUACGAGUCGCAGCGCGACCUCGAGAAGGCCAAGGAGCAGCUCCUCUCCGACGAGCGCAUGAAGCUGCUGCAGCCCUACAUCGACCACUUCCGCGCCUCUGGCGGCCGGGUGCCCGGCGGCGAACGCGACCGCGACGGCAACGCCGCGCCAGCCUUUCUCGACACCCACAUCUCGAUCCUCCAGCUCCGCAUCGGCGGCCGCCCCUUUUUCGUGUCGCUCGUCUUUGUCACCAACCUCUUUGACGUCAUCGACUCGACGCUCGCGCUGCAGCGCCACACGAUCGACAUGGCCGAGAGGCGCGGCGCCAAAAACAGGCUGUGGAUGCCCACCGGCCUGCGCUCCAUCUGGAAGGUGCUCAGCGGCAAAAAGGGCGCCCAGGGCCUCAGCAAGCUGUCAUCGGAUCACAACAACAACGACGGCUUCGAGCGCACCGAGGAGCUCGACGACGACAUUGCCGAGCGCCGCGGCCCAGGCGGCGGUCGCGACGCCGAAGAGGGUUCCUUUGGCUCGACCCGGAGCUCGCUGCGGCACUACAGCAGCGACGACGACGAGGACGACGACGAGGACGACGAAGAUGGCGCUGACGGCAGCGAUGUUCACCGUCGCCGUACCGCUAGCACCGCCACGCGCGACGAGGAAAAGGCCGCCCCGGGCAAGGGGCCCGCAAAGAAGCGCGGGGCGAACAAGCACGCCUCCGCAGCCGAGCGCCGGCGGUACCAUGAUCGCGAUCCCGACGCGCUGCCGCCCUCUGGCGUGCUGCAGCGCGUCGGUCGCGCCCUCGGUGCGGUCUACUACUUUGCCUGGUCGCCCGCCAGCGUCUACGGCCUGCGCAACGUCGUCGCCACGUUUGCCAUCUGGAUCAUCACCGUCGUUCCGUCGUCGGCGGGCUUUGCGUACCAGAACCGAGCAAUCUGGGCGCUCAUCAUGGCGCAGACUGGCCUGGCGCUGCACGGAGGCGAGCUGAUCUUUUCGCUGAGCCUCCGCCUGGUCGGCACCGUGCUGGGCCUGCUCGCCGGCAUGGUAAUCUGGUACUGCUCGACGGGCAGCGGCAACGGCAACCCGUACGGCAUCGGCGCCGCGACGGCCGUGGGCUUUGUCCCGCUCAUCUUUAUCCGCGCGUUUGCGCCCAUGACGCUGCUGCUGCCGGCGCUGAUGCUGGGCGUGACGACGGUGCUCAUUGUGGGCUACAGCUGGAUCGACUCGCACCUGCCCGUCCUGGCCAACUCGGGCAUCGGCGUCGACGUGGCGUGGCGGCGCGCGCUCCUCGUCCUCAUCGGCAUGGGCGUCGCCUUUGCCGUCAUGAUCUUCCCGCGGCUGACGAGCACGCGCAGCCUGGUCCGCAUGGGCUUUGCGCGCAACACGCGCGAGAUCAACACGCUCUGGUGCAUGGUCAUCGAAAAGUGGCUCAGCACCACGCGCCAGGACCUGGCGCAGGACGCCGCCAGCGGAUUCCGCAACGUCGUCGCAGGCGUCGGGACCAACGCCGGCAGCGGGGACGACGAGCAGACCAACAGGUCGGCCAAUGGCGGCCACGCUGGCAAGGCGUCGAGCGCGGGCACGACGCCGGGCCUCUCGGCGGCGAUCCGGGGCCAGUUUGUCGGGAGCCACAUGCGGCUGGCGACGCUCAUGCAGCAGAUUGGGCUGGCGUCGGUGGACCUGCAGCUGCGCGGGCGGUGGCCCAAGGAGCGCUACCUGGAGCUGGCCUCGAUCCACUCGAUGCUGCUCGAGUCGCUGAUGCAGCUCUACAUCAGCGUCGACGCGCUCCAGGUGACGUCGGAGCUGGGCUCGGCCAACCUGGGCGUCGACCGGCCCGAGCAGCACGAGGCGUGGCGACGCCGCCUGGUGCAGGACACCGGCUUCCUCUACCCGCAGUUUAUCUCGGAGGUGUGCCUGACGCUCGACCUGCUGGGCAAGAGCCUGCGCAGCGGCGAGCGACUGAGCCACUGCCAGUUUGGGCUACUCGAGAACCUGGCGCGGUACAGCUACCUCACCCGCAUCGUUUCCGAGCGGCAGCGGCAGGCGGCCCGCUCCGCCACCGUCGGCGGCGCGGCUGGCGGAGGCGCGGACGCCGUCGACGACGAACUCGUGACGCUCGAGUCGCUCAAGGAUCCCCUCUUUAUGCGGUACAUCACCGCCUCGAUGUCGGUGUUGACGCUCGCGGCGCAGCUGGAUCGGUUCAGAGAGGUGGUCAAGGACCUCGUCGGUCAGGUACCGCUGCCGGGCUUUGACCGACACCGCGACGAGUUUGGAGAGAGGGCGCAGGUCCUCUUUCAAAAGUCGUGA
This is a messenger RNA of Pseudozyma flocculosa PF-1, 3798 nucleotides long. RefSeq lists its product as uncharacterized. The transcript is spliced from 4 exons. Lineage: Eukaryota; Fungi; Basidiomycota; Ustilaginomycetes; Ustilaginales; Ustilaginaceae. The record is from RefSeq and is a predicted model, not a curated record. The coding region runs from base 1 to 3798 and encodes 1265 amino acids.